Molecule: messenger RNA, 4814 nt
Organism: Lethenteron reissneri (Far Eastern brook lamprey)
Lineage: Eukaryota; Metazoa; Chordata; Hyperoartia; Petromyzontiformes; Petromyzontidae
Gene: FRMD3
Product: FERM domain containing 3
Biological process (GO): actomyosin structure organization
Cellular component (GO): cytoskeleton
Source: RefSeq, a predicted model, not a curated record
AUGUUCGCGCAUCGGUCAGGGGCAAAGACUCUUCAUCUCGUGCACAAGGAAGCGCUCCGGUGUGGCUCGUGCGUGCGCGCGCGCGCGUGCAUCCCACCCCCGCUAGGACGUCGAGACGCGCCGGUAAAAUGGUCCGGCUGUAGGUGCUGCUGCGCUUGACGGGGCCGUUUUAAUGAGGGGGAGAUCUGAUACUGUGGCCACGAAGCCGAGCCAAUGCUGCGCCUCCGUCUGCCUGGAGCUGCCAAGGCUCAGCAACAGCAGCAGCAGCAACAUCAACCCAGCGAGAUCCACUGCACAGUCCGCCUGCUCGACCAUUCAGAACUCACCUGCUUCAUACAGCGGGAUGCAAAGGGGCGCUUCUUGAUGGACCACGUGUGCAACCAUCUCGACCUACUGGAGCGCGACUACUUUGGAAUUCGCUUCGUCGACCCUGACAAGCAGCGGCAUUGGCUUGAUCCUAAAAAAUCGAUCGUGAGACAAAUGAAAUGUAAGUGAGCAUUUACUAUGUGCUUCCGAGUAAAGUUUUACCCUCAGGAGCCAUCAAAGGUCAGAGAAGAAAUCACAAGGUACCAGCUGUACCUUCAGAUCAAGCGCGAUGUCGUCCACGGGCGCCUGCUGUGCCCCACAUCUGAGGCCGCCUGGCUGGGAGCCUGCAUCCUGCAAGCCGAGUUGGGAGACUACAACCCGUUGGACCACCACGAUGGAUACGUCUCGGCCAUGCAGCUCUUCCCGCGUCUCUCACAAAAGCUGGAGGCAAGAGUGGCCGAGAUUCACCGCCACGAGCUGAGAGGCCAGACUCCGGCUGUGGCCGAAAUCAAUUUCUUGAUAAGGGCCCAAGGUUUGGACACGUACACAGUGGACCCUCAUCCCUGCAAGGAUCCUUCUGGAGCGACGGUCUUCCUUGGCUUCACGCCCGCAGGGUUCGUCGGGUUCCAAGGGAACAAGCGAGUACAGCUGCUUAAGUGGAUGGACGUCGGCAAGCUGAAAUGUGAAGGAAAGAGCUUUUAUGUUCACGGUGUGCAAAAUGGGAAGACUGUGUUAACAUACCAUGCACCCACUCCGUCUGCCUGCAAGCACCUCUGGAAGUGUGGUGUGGAAAAUCAGGCUUUUUACAAGUUUGAGAAAUCCUGUGAGAUCAAAACAGUCCUGAGCAGUAACCUAUUCUUCCGGGGGUCAAGGUUCAGAUACAGAGGCAGGGUUGCCAAGGAGGUCAUAGAGGCAAGUGCCAGGAUUCAGCGCAAGUCUCCAGAGGUGCAGCGCUCCAUAGGAAAGAGCAGGAGCAGCCUUUCCUUCUCCCAGCAGAGUGUGUCCACCUGCACGACCCAGCAUGCCUCGUCUGAGUUUCCUGACUGCUCCUUCAUACAAGGCUUAUCGGCGUUGAAGGCGGACGCACAUUCAACACCAAUGCCAGGCUCAAGCUCCAAACAGGAUCCAGGGUGUGCGGUGGAUGUAGGGUCAAGACUUGGCCCGGCCUUGAGUGGACAGUCACGAGCCAUAACGUGGUCAGGCUCAGGGUGUGGCAAACACCCGAGGUCACAGUCGCGGGCCGAGGUUUGGCCAGGCGGCUGCUUGGGGCUUUUGGAAGACCGCGAGGAUGCGGGUGGUGGUGAGCAGCCGCUCAUCAUCGCCGACCUAACCUACAGCCCGACCUCCAGCACCAUGCCCACGCCCGUGGAGGAUACCGUCACCAUAGACAGCAUCUUCGCGUGCAACAACAAGUACAGGGAGCCGGACACAGAGUCCACCUGCGAGGGGUCGGACUUCGAGCCGACCUCGUUGCUGGUUAUGACGGACGACGACGACGAUGAAGAUGGCGCUUGCGACGACUCCGAGGAGGACGCGGGCUGGCAGGGCGACCGACUGGAGCUGCUGGGCACGCGCCUUCUUGGCGGCGCGGCACGGCGCGGUGCGGCGUGCGCGUGCGGCACGGCUCGGCUCCUGCUGGCGCUCGCCGCCUCCCUGGGCCUCUUACUGCUGCUGCUCGAGGCCGGCCUGGACGCGGCGCCACUGCGCGAGAUCCGUCAGACUCCCGAGUUCCAGCAGCUGCAUCGCGAGUACCUGAGCCCGCUACGUCGAUGGCUGUCCACCCGGCUGCAGCCCUCCAGCCCCGAGGUCGACUACUGAAGAUCCGCCUCGUUCGCUCAGAUUCAUCAUGAAGAAGGGUGGGGGUGGGAGCUAAAUUAUAAUUUCAUUAAAAAUUAAAAAAUGAGCAUUAAGUGCUCUGCUUCACAGGGUUGGUCGGCAUGGUGAAAUAAACGGAGCGUUUUCACCCUCUGCUAUUUAUUUUGUAAAUGCAUACCGUGAGUAUCAACGACAACAGUAUAGUCACUGUGGCUUAUGAAUAUAUUUCAUGAAUACAUCCAUGUAUAAUAACGCUAAAAAAUAGUACAUAUCAUAACUCUGGAUAUUCCUAAAAACAGAUGAUAAAAUAAUAUGUAAUUCCUUUCAGUUGAAUCAUUUAUGUAUGUUUUCAUAUUUCAGUAAAGAGAACAGUAAAGAGAACGUUAAUUUGUGAUAUAUGCAAAAUUUUAUUCUUUUUCGCCGUUGAUUUAGAGUUUUUGGAAAACAUGAUCUCCAAUCAUAUACAUGAGUUGAGACUCUUAUUAUUACAUAUAUAAAUAAGACAGUUUGAAAGACCCAUUAUACACAAUAUAUAUAAAUGAUGACAGUAGGUUGUUCCUUCCAUAUGACUGAUCAUUUAAAAGCAUUGUUUAUGACAGUGCCAGAUUGUGGUGUCUUUAGCGGAGCACUGUAUGAUGGGAGCUUGCAUAUUUUCUUGCGGUCAUUUAAAAAAACAUUGGCUAGGAACCAUUCAAGUUGACAUGACCUUAUGAGAAGAUCUAGUCGGAUGAAUGAAUGAGUGCUGUUUCCUUGCACACAUUUUCCUUUCUAUAGGCAUUUAUGUUAUACAGUUUAAGGUGAUUGAAUAAAAUGUUCAUUUGCAGGAUUUGCUAUAGUGUAUUUAUACAUUAGACUUGUGAGUUUUUUCUAUCUUAAGAAGGUGUAUAUAUUUCAAAGAAAACCAUUGGUUUAUUUUAACAAGACAUGGCAGUAUUUAGUGCUAUAAAGGGCGCAUUAAAUUAUUUUCAACUACCCUCUUGCCUUUAGGCUUUUGUUUACAGGACAGACUGCAUUUGUAAAUUUUUAUUCAGGCUUUUGAGUACCGUAUUUGUUUAAGGAACAAUCUCAUCCUGUGUUUGGAAAUUGGAAGCUGAAUUCUAAAACACAUCAGCAUAUCUUGACUUAAAGCUUUCGUGACUGCAGGAAUUCAUAUUAUUUGGGUCUUUCGGUAAAGACACGUAGAUAGGUUGAAAGAAAAUAACUAAAAAUAACAAGAAAACUGCGACGUUUCGAUCACAACACAAGCGAUCGUGUUGUGAUCGUCAUCAUCUUGAUCACAACACGAUCGCUUGUGUUGUGACCGAAACGUUUUUUUUUCAACCUAUCUACGUGACAUUACCGAAAGACCCAAAGAAUACAUUAACAUAUGUCUAAACAUACAUAACAAGUACCAACUGGUUAAAUAACAAUGUAUUUAGGGUGUUCCAACUAGCUUUUUAUAAUUAUAUUAAAACACUCAUUAGAGGGUGGGUGGUGGUGGGGGUGCAGGGGUGUUUUGUAUGAUAGAUUUUUGUAACAUUUAUAUUUUAGUCAGCAGCCCUAAAAUAUUUGUUCGUAGUUACACUGAAACCCAGAUUUCCAAGACAUUCAAAAAACCUAGUCACGCAAAGCGUAUGGUUUAAAUAUGAUUAUUAGGGAUAAAUGAUAAGUACGAUGGGAGUGGGUUGUGGACAUCCCUUGUGCUUGUUUAACUCGCAGCAGAUCUCAAAUUACAGGCCUCAAGACAUUGGUAAAAUGUCCAUGCCUAACAAGCUCUAUUUCACAAUGUUCACAGGCUAUUAAUGCAAACCUUGCAUGAUCGGAAACCAAUUACGUUACGGAAAAACAGAUUGGGCAGUCUCACAGGACAGCAAUAGAUGAUGUGCUUUGGUGCUGUGGAUGUUUAUCAUCUGACAUUUCAGCCUUUUUUUAUUUUGUCGUGCUAAAAGACAAGAAUAAUAAUACAUGUGUUUUCGCAGCCAAUGUUAUGUUUCAUGAAUGAUUAAUUAUUUGUGUAAGGACACUGUGAUCUGUCUUUAAACCCCUUCACCACCUGACUUAGGCCAAACACAUUCUAUUGUCACGUGUAUAAGCGUUUUCACAUAAUUUUCAUUGAUGUGCACUUUUCUGGUGAACUGAAAUAAUUAUAAUUGGAACUUUAAACACUUGUACACGUGACAAUGUAAUUUGUUUGGCUAUGUCCGGUAGUGGAGGGUCUUUGUAUAAUCUAUAUAUAUAAAAGGGAAAUUUGUGAAUAUGUGUGUCUGUUUGAGAUGUUUAGCAUACUUCCUUGACAUGCAACAAACUUGAAAUUUGGCAUGUGGGUAGCUUCCACACUGUACACAAUGCAAAAAGUAUAACAAUAGACUUUUGUAUUUGGGGGGGGGGGGGCGCAAUAAUGCAUAUAUUUGCACGGCAAGUGAGCUGUGACGUCACAUCUGUGAUGUCACCCGCAUGAUGUCACCCCCUCACCCUCCGCGUAGGCCAUGUAUUAAUCCAAGACUAGAAUCCAAGUCCUGGGCGAAGCCGGGUAGUAAAACUAGUAAAGCAUAAAGUCUUUUGAGGAAAUGUAAUUAUUCGAAUAGUUUUUAAAUAUGUUUAUAAUCUGGAAAUGCAGUGCAUACACUUGUAAAUGCAUUUUGCAGAAGUAUAUGAGUUAGAUUGCAGAUCAGUAAUGUGCUGGCUUCACACUGGCACACUGCGUUCCCUACUGA